Molecule: messenger RNA, 2421 nt
Organism: Gregarina niphandrodes
Lineage: Eukaryota; Apicomplexa; Conoidasida; Eugregarinorida; Gregarinidae
Product: putative glycosyl hydrolase family 20 protein
Exons: 1
Coding region: 1-2421 (806 amino acids)
Biological process (GO): carbohydrate metabolic process; glycosaminoglycan metabolic process
Cellular component (GO): membrane
Molecular function (GO): beta-N-acetylhexosaminidase activity
Source: RefSeq, a predicted model, not a curated record
AUGGUGAGUACGAAAUACUUAGCGGCGUGUACGCUCGCUUCAGUUCUCAGCGAAGCAUUUGUGACGAUUCCGGCUGUGAAGACGAACAGUGCGGGAACAGACACAGCGAUGUGGAAUCGGGACUUGAAGUUGGCUUACUCGGACGAAGGUCUGAAGAAUGUGGCGGAGGUUUUUGCCGCUGACAUGAAGGACUACACGAUGAGUACUGUGCAAGGCACGGACGGAGAAUUUUUACUGGAGUUGAGUGACAAAGACACUGACAUUAAUGGGGCGAAGUUCCCGAACGAAGCAUACAAGAUUACGUUUAGCGAAGGUAAGGUCAAGGUCACAGCGAAGACUCCUACGGGGGCGUUGUGGGGUACGCGUACCUUGCUGCAAAUCGCAAAGCAGGUCAAUUAUGAGUGGCCGGCAAGUGGCUUUAUUUUCGACGAACCUAAUGACGAGAGACGCUGGCUGGGAUUGGAUUGUGCUCGCCACUACUGGGAGCCGGAGUUCCUGAAGAGCGUCAUAAAGCGAGUAAGUAACCUGAAAAUGAAUGGUUUGCAGAUGCAUGCCGUGGAUAACGAAGCCUUCCGAUAUGACAUCCCCAAGUACCCUGGACUGGCACCUGCAGGUCGCUCCUACAACGAGACGGUCAUUGGUGACUUGGUCGACUAUGGCCGACUGCACGGUGUUGAAGUAAUGCCCGGCUUCGAGUUCCCUGGACACUCAACCGCCAUGAACGAAUAUUUCGGUACUGGCGUCGUUCUAGACGGGGAUGGCAUGACCGCCUCUCUGGCCGCGAUGGUGACCGAUGUAACCAACCCGAAGGUUGACGGGUUGGUCAAGGACCUCGUCUCAACCGUCGUCCCCUGGUUCAAGGAUCCCAAAUAUGUGCACCUCGGAGGUGAUGAAGUUAGCUCCAUGAUCUCCGGCGGCUACGAACCCUUCAAAAAAAUGGUGGCUGACCAUCCCGAUCUCUACACCACCAUCGACGACUACCUCACCACCUGGCUCACCGGCAUAGUGGACUGGUUCGUUGCCACGUUCCCUAAGUCGAGACCCAUAAUCUACAAUGGAUUCGAAAACGGAAUUAAGAAAGUUGAGAUGCCGCACAACGCAGUCAUCAACUACUGGGAAGGCAACUUCGACUAUUUCAAGAACCACCCAGGUUAUGAUAUCCUUGUAUCCGAUGAAGACUAUCUCUACCUCGUCACCAGCACGAACCUCAACGUAUUCCCUGACCUACUCGAACUCAAAGACUACGACCUAGAAGGAUGGACCAAUGAGACGCCGGACACCACCACCACUCCCAAACCUACGACGACGACCACCACCACCACCACUGAGUCCACCACCGUUAGCACGUCUUCGACUACGCUCCCGGACACGUCUUCGAGUACGUUUUCCACCAAGUCGACUGAAGCGAGCACCACCGUGAAACCCCGAGUGUUGGACGACGAGGCUCCGACUGUGAACACGUACUUUGGGUCUUCGUUCCUGGAGUGGGGCGACAACAACUACUGGCAAGACGACUCGAUGCUGUCUUAUGGUUAUGACGCAUUGGCGUUGACAGCGGCGAAGCAGUGGAACCGUGACGUUAGCACGUUGAUUAAGAAGGAUCCGCUAGCUUUCAAGACGUUGGUCGAGGCUUUGGACCCCAAGUUACCCAUUCUGGAGCCUGCGGAGAAGUUGGAGCAGGUGGCCUUUUAUCGGUUCGAAAAAGAACAGAGUGUCGAGAUGCCGAGCAUGUGCGAUGGGUAUAUGUGUGUCUUCGCACAAGACUACGUAGGCCAGCGCCAUGGCGCGGGUCUGGGUAGUCUGUUCACCGUCGGCAAGCCGAACCCGGAUUUCAUUGAGGGAAUGCACGGUAAGGGACUGCAAUUCGCUUACCAACUGGCUACUUCGAACCCGUUCAGCUUCGGUGGCAUGGAUAUGCCCGCGCCCUGGACCAUUAGUGCUUGGAUGCGCAGAGACAAGCGGGUGGACGACGUCGCCUUCCUGUACUCGCCGGAAAACCGUAUCAUACUUUCCAAUGAACUCGGCCACAUGGCCAUCCAGCAGACUGGCAAACCCGCAAUCGACAUCGGUAUCAGCAUUCCGGUAGACUGGACCCACGUGACCAUCAGCACGGACGGCAUCUUCACCUACGCGUACGUCGGAGGUGAACUAAAACAAAAGGUGAAGGGCUCCAUCGACCUACCUUUCUUCUCUAUCGGCGGCCCCAAGGAGAUGAUCGUACUCGCCAUCGACGACUUCCGUGUCUUCCGCGGCUUCGCAAACGAGGUCAACGCCGACGUUCUGGCCGGAAUGAACGUAGACGACAAUCCCGAUGACUACUUCCAGUACCCUGAGGAGAAGGCAUCUGGCGUCGCUGGAACCAUUGCAGUCGGCUCCGUAGCCGCCGCAAUCCUCCUACCUGUCCUCGUGGCUGCGCUCUAG